UCAAUGCCGAUAUUGAAGAAAGGCCUGCAUUAGUAAAUAGACUGUGUUUUGUUGAAAUUCCUUAUCAAUAACGAUUUUCAAGUGCAAAAGUUCAGUUUGCAAUUCACUUCAAAAUGCAGCUUCUGUCCGUGUGCAGUAAUUUCAAUCGUGUAUUAGCAAGAGGCUGGAGCAAAAAUGUACAAAUUCGAUCGUAUUCCGUGGUAGCUGCUGGCAAAACCAUUCCAACAACAACCACAAAGCAAAAAGAAAAAUUGAAAAUUGGCACCACAUACCAUGGAUUCAAUUGUGUUGAAUCAAAAUUCUAUCCAGAAUAUAACAUGACCGCAUAUUCAUUGACCCACGAGAAAUUGCGCACCAAAUUCUUGCACGUCGAUCGAAAUGAUAAUAACAAUUUAUUCUCGAUAAAUUUCCGAACACCGAUUUACGAUUCGACUGGAUUACCGCACAUUUUAGAGCAUUUAGCACUGUGCGGUUCAAAACGGUAUCCGGUGCGUGAUCCAUUCUUUAAAAUGAUAAAUCGCUCGUUGGCCACUUUUAUGAAUGCAAUGACCGGACCAGAUUAUACUCUCUAUCCAUUUUCAACGACAAACGAAAAGGAUUUCCGUAAUCUACAGAAAAUCUACUUGGACGCCGUCUUCAAUCCGAAUUUACGGUAUAUUGAUUUUUUGCAAGAAGGAUGGCGCUUGGAAAAUAGUGAUCUGAACGAUAUUAAAUCGGAUAUCAACUUCAAGGGUGUUGUAUUUAAUGAAAUGAAAGGUGCAUUUGCAACGAAUAAUGCAAUUAUGGGCUAUGCCAUCAUGAAUAAUUUAUUGCCAAACACAACAUAUAGUCAUAUUUCCGGUGGUUGGCCGGUUGACAUUCCGAAAUUAACUUGGGAAAACUUGAUCGAAUUUCAUCGGAAACAUUACCACCCAAGUAACGCUCGUGUGUUCAGCUAUGGUAAUUUUGAUGUGUUACCGUCAUUGAAAUACUUGAACGAAGAAUAUUUUGCUGGUUAUGAACCAUUGGAUGCAUCAUUUAGUAAAGUCGCACCGCAAGAACGUUGGUCGGAGCCACAAGAAAAAGAGGUUACCUGCCGUUUUGAUACAAUCGGCGCACCCAUUGAACGACAGUGCCAAAUGGCAAUUGGGUAUGUGUUGGCCGACAUCAAAGAUUCCUAUGAAAUUCUAUUGUUAAACGUAUUGGGUGAGUUAUUGGUGAAGGGACCCAAUUCAUCAUUCUACAAAACAUUGAUUGAACCAAAUGUAAUUGCUGGCGCUUCAUUUGGCGAUUCAACGGGAUUCGAUGCACAACUUAAAAAUACAACAUUUGUAGUCGCGCUGCAGAAUAUUAACGCAAAAGAUUUCGACUUGGUUGAAAAGGUGUUUGAUCAAACCGUUGACGGGGUUAUUCAAAACGGUUUUGAUAAGGAUCAUGUACAAAGCAUAAUAAAUUCCAUUGAGCUGGGCAUUAAACAUCAAACUUCCAACUUUGGUUUGCAUUUGCUAUUCGGUUUGACUGCGUCGUGGAAUCAUGAUAGUGACAUUCUCAAUGCAUUGGAUAUUGGAAAGCAUUUUGAGAAUUUGAAACGUGAUUUGGCCGACGAUGGAUUCCUGCAACGCAAAGUAAAAGAAUAUUUUAAAGACAAUAAACAUCGUUUGACCGUGAAAAUGCGCCCAGAUGAAACUUACGAUGAUAAAUUGAAAAAAUCGGAAGAUGAAUUGUUGACGGAAAAAGUUUCAAAACUCACCGAAGCGGAUCGCGAGCAAUUAUUCCAAAUAACAAAUGAAUUGGCCAAAGAACAAAAAGAGAUACCAAGCAAUACCCAUUUGCUGCCAUGUUUAACGAUGAAUGAUGUAUCAAAAGAUGUUGAAGAAUUGAAUAUUCAGCAUGUCAAAUUGAAUAAGAUUCCGACUCAGCUGACACUUGUCGAUACCAAUGGCAUUGUUUAUGCACGUGGCGUUUGUCAUGCGGAUCAUUUGUCACACGAGGAAAUUCUGUUGUUGCCAUUGUUAACACAAGUCUUUGCAAAAAUGGGCACCAAAUCUUAUGACUAUCGUGAACUCGAUAAAAUGAUCAAUUUAAAAACAUCGGGCAUUUCAUUCAAUCUUAAUUUUGUCGAUAAUAUUUCGGAUGUAAACAAAUAUGAAGUUGGUGUACAAUUUGGAUCAUACUGUUUGCAUGAAAACACCGGCGACAUGUUAAAUUUGAUAAAAGAACUUUUGUUGAAUUUCCAAUUGAUUGAUGUGCAACGAUUCACUGUGUUGCUCGAAGAAUACAUUGCAUCAUUAACAGCUGAUAUCGCACAAACUGGUCAUAUGUAUGCAGUUCAAGGUGCCACCUCAUUAAUCACCGAAGCGCUGCAAUUGAAAGCGCAGCUCAAUGGAAUUCGGCACAUCGAAUACAUGAAAAAAUUAAGCGCCGACAAAAAACCUGACGAAAUUCUAGCCCAACUCCAACAAACAGCGCAGCGAUUAUUUAGCCAAUGUACCAUGAAAUAUGCAUUGAAUGUAUCUGAAUGGCAUAAGGCGGAUGUAAUGAAAGAAUUUAAUCAAUUUACCAACGACAUCAAGACAUGCAUUGAUCCGAAUCGCAUCAGAGCGCCAAAGGAAAUCGAAUCGAAACAACUACGCCGAAAUGCGGAUUCAAUUACUGCAUUGCAUCACGUUGUUAAUUUACCAGUAAACUAUUGCUCAAAGGCCAUUUUAACCGUUCCGUAUACAAGUAACAAGUAUGCAUCGUUGCAAGUGCUAUCGAGAAUAUUAACAUCAAAAUAUUUAUUGCCGGUGGUGCGUGAACAAAACGGUGCAUAUGGUGCUGGCGCCAAAUUAGACAUGAACGGAACAUUCUGUUUCUAUAGCUAUCGUGAUCCACGAAGCAAUGAAACACUUGAUGUCUUUGAUAAUGCUGUCAAUUGGCUGCGUGAAAAUUGGAAAACAAUCGACGAACAAGCGAUAUUCGAGGCGAAAUUAUCGGUAUUGCAGGGAAUUGAUAAGCCAAUUGCGGCCGGUCACAAAGGUAUGGCUGAAUUUAAUUAUGGCAUUACAACCGAAAUAUUCAGCCGACAUCGCAAUCGAAUUAUCAAUACAAAUAAGCAAAAAUUGGAAAAAGUGUUUGAGUCACAUUUAAAUACCAAUGAAAGUGAAUUCAGUUGUUCGGGAAAAUGUGUUUUGGGACCGGCCAAUGAGAAUUUACAAAAAGAUGGAAACAAAUGGGAAAUAAAUGAUUUUUCGUCUAGCGAAUAAAUUUUAUCAGUUUUUUUAAAUUCAAAUUUAGUUGUUAUAAUAAAUAAAUUGAGUUCCUAAAAGGAAUAAGAAUUUAA
This is a messenger RNA of Contarinia nasturtii (swede midge), 3301 nucleotides long. Its product is annotated as presequence protease, mitochondrial. Gene Ontology annotation, molecular function: metal ion binding. Lineage: Eukaryota; Metazoa; Arthropoda; Insecta; Diptera; Cecidomyiidae. Bases 114 to 3224 code for a protein of 1036 amino acids. The record is from RefSeq and is a predicted model, not a curated record. Gene Ontology annotation, biological process: protein processing. Gene Ontology annotation, cellular component: mitochondrial matrix. The transcript is spliced from 2 exons.